GCCAGGCCCCCAAGGGAGGUCGGCGGCAAAAGCGCAGGCUGGGAGCACCAGCAGGGGUGGGUGCAGCGUGUGCCUGAGGACCCGGUUGAACACUUUGGGCCGGCUCAGAAUGAGGACGCGCUGGGCGACCCUUCGCCGCGCGGCGGAGCUCCUCGUGCUACUUCUCAGGUGCUUCGGUCUGGCGGAGCCCUCUGGCCGCACAGGCAAUGAUCCAUUCACCAUCAUCAAUGAAAACGUGGGCAAGUGCAUCAAGCCACUGAAUGACUGGAUAGUAGCAACAGACUGUGAUGGAAGUAGGGACAUGUUAUGGAAGUGGGUGUCCCAGCACCGGCUCUUUCACUUGCAAUCCCAGAAGUGCCUGGGGCUAGAUAUUACCAAACCCACAGAUUCCUUGAGAAUGUUCAGCUGUGACUCCAGUGCCUUACUGUGGUGGAAAUGUGAGCACCACUCUCUGUAUGGAGCUGCCCAAUACAGACUGGCUCUGAAGAAUGGACAUGCUAUAGCAAGUACAAAUUCAUCUGAUGUCUGGAAGAAAGGAGGCACAGAGGAAACCCUCUGUGACCAGCCUUACCAUGAGAUAUAUACCAGAGAUGGGAACUCCUAUGGAAGACCUUGUGAAUUUCCUUUCUUAGUUAAUGGGACCUGGCAUCAUGAGUGCAUUUUUGAUGAAAAUUAUGGUGGGCCAUGGUGUGCAACCACCUUAAAUUAUGAAUAUGAUCAAAAGUGGGGCAUCUGCUUAAAACCAGAAAAUGGCUGUGAAGAUAAUUGGAAAAAGGAUGAGCAGAUUGGAAGUUGCUACCAAUUUAAUACUCAGGCAGCUCUUUCUUGGAAGGAAGCUUAUGUUUCCUGUCAGAAUCAAGGAGCUGACUUACUGAGCAUCAGCAAUGCUGCUGAAUUAACUUAUCUUCAAGAAAAAGAAGGUAUUCCAAGAAUUUUCUGGAUUGGUUUAAAUCAACUAUACUCUGCUAGAGGCUGGGAAUGGUCGGACCACAAGCCAUUAAACUUUCUCAACUGGGACCCAGAUAUGCCCAGUGCACCUAUGAUAAUAGGCGGAUCAAGUUGUGCGAGAAUGGAUGCCAUGUCUGGCCUAUGGCAGAGUUUUUCCUGUGAAGCUCAAUUGCCCUAUGUCUGCAAGAAACCACUAAAUAACACAGUGGAGUUAACAGAUGUUUGGACAUAUUCAGAUACACACUGUGGUGCAGGCUGGCUGUCAAAUAAUGGGUUUUGCUAUCUGCUGGUAAAUGAAAGUGAUUCCUGGGAUAAGGCACAUAUGAAAUGCAAAGCCUUGAGCGGAGAUCUCAUCAGCAUUCAUUCUUUAGCAGAUGUGGAGGGGCUUGUCACAAAACUCCAUAAUGGGGAUGCCAAAGAAGAAAUAUGGAUAGGUCUUAAGAACGAAAAUGUACCAAGUUUAUUUCAGUGGUCUGAUGGUACUGAAGUUACUCUAACAUAUUGGAAUAAGAAUGAGCCAAAUGUUCCCUUCAAUAAGACUCCCAACUGCGUUUCCUAUUUAGGAAAGCUAGGUCAGUGGAAAGUCCAGUUAUGUGAAGAGAAACUUAAAUAUGUAUGUAAGAAAAAGGGAGAACAAAUGAAUGAUACAACAUCUGACAAGAUGUGUCCUCCAGAUGAGGGCUGGAAAAGACAUGGAGAAACCUGUUACAAGAUUUACAAGGAUGAGGUCCCUUUUGGAACCAACUGCAAUCUGACUAUAACUAGCAGAUUUGAGCAAGAAUACCUGAAUGAUAUGAUGAAAAAAUAUACUAAAUCUCCAGGAAAAUACUUCUGGACUGGCCUGAGAGAUAUAGGUUCACAUGGAGAGUAUAGCUGGACAGGUGUUGGUGGAGUAAAGCAAGCUGUUACCUUUUCCAACUGGAAUUUUCUUGAGCCAUCUUCUCCAGGUGGGUGUGUGGCUAUGGCUACUGGAAAGUCUCUUGGAAAGUGGGAGGUGAAAGACUGCAGAAACUUCAGAGCACUUUCAAUUUGCAAGAAAAUAAGUGGGCCCAUUCAGCCUGAAGAAGUCACUCCUAAACCUGAAGUCCCCUGUCCUGAAGGCUGGCAUAGUUUCCCCUCAAGUCUUUCUUGUUAUAAGCUGUUUCAUAUAGAAAGAAUUGUAAGAAAAAGGAACUGGGAAGAAGCUGAGAGAUUCUGUCAAGCACUUGGAGGACACCUUCCUAGCUUCACUCAUACGGAUGAAAUAAAGGAAUUUCUUCACUUUUUAAUGGACCAGUUCAGUGACCAGCGUUGGCUGUGGAUAGGUUUGAAUAAAAGGAGCCCAGAUUUACAAGGAUCCUGGGAGUGGAGUGAUCAUACACCAGUGUCUACUAUUCUCAUGGAAAAUGAGUUUCAGCAGGAUUAUGAUAUCAGAGACUGUGCUGCUGUCAAGGUCAUUCAGAGGCCAGGACGAAGAAGCUGGUUUUUCUAUGAUGACAGAGAAUUUAUUUACUUAAGACCUUUUGCUUGUGAUACAAAACUUGAAUGGGUAUGCCAGAUUCCAAAAGGCCGUACUCCAAAAACACCAGACUGGUACAAUCCAGAGCGUUCUGGAAUUCAUGGACCUCCGGUUGUAAUUGAAGGGAGUGAAUACUGGUUUGUUGCUGAUCCCCACUUAAACUAUGAAGAAGCUGUCCUGUAUUGUGCUAGCAAUCACAGCUCUCUGGCUACACUGACAUCUCUUGCAGGACUAAAAGCCAUCAAAAACAAAAUAGCAAAUAUAUCUGGUGAUGAACAGAAGUGGUGGGUGAGAACUUCCGAGCAGCCAAUAGAUCGUCGUUCUAUGUACUUCCGAUAUCCAUGGCCUCACUUUCCUAUAACAUUUCGGGAGGAAUGCCUGUACAUGUCUGCCAAGACUUGGUUUAGCGACUUAAAUAAACCAGCAGACUGCAGCACCAAGUUGCCCUUCAUCUGUGAAAAAUAUAAUGUCUCUUCAUUAGAAAAAUAUAGUCCAGAUUCUGCAGCUAAAGUACAGUGUUCUGGGGAUUGGAUUACUUUUCAGAAUAAGUGUUUUCUAAAAAUUAAACCGAAAUCUCUCACAUUUUCCCAAGCGAGUGAUACAUGUCGCACCUAUGGUGGCACCCUUCCUUCAGUGCUGAGCCAGAGAGAACAAGAUUUUAUUACAUCCUUGCUUCCGGAUAUGGAGGCUACUUUAUGGAUUGGUUUGCGCUGGACUGCCUAUGAAAGGAUAAACAAAUGGACAGAUAACAGAGAGCUGACAUACAGUAACUUUCAUCCAUUAUUAGUUGGUGGAAGGCUGAAAAUACCAACACAUAUUUUUGAGGAAGAGUCCCAAUACCACUGUGCACUAAUACUCAACCUCCAAAAGUCGCCUUAUACUGGGACAUGGAAUUUUACGUCCUGCAGUGAACACCACACUCUGUCUCUCUGUCAGAAAUAUUCAGAAGUUGGAAGCAAACAGACUUUGCAGAAUACUUCAGACACAGUAAAGUAUCUAAAUAAUCUGUACAAAAUCAUCCUGAAGACUAUGACUUGGUUUGAUGCUCUAAAGGAGUGUCAGAAAGAUAACAUGCACCUGGUGAGCAUCACAGACCCUUACCAGCAGGCGUUCCUAACUGUGCAGACGGUUCUUCAUAACUCUUCUUUAUGGAUUGGACUCUCCAGUCAAGAUGAUGAACUCAACUUCGGUUGGUCAGAUGGGAAACAUCUUCAAUUUAGUCGCUGGGCUGAAAAUAAUGAGCAACUUGAAGACUGUGUAAUAUUAGACACUGAUGGAUUCUGGAAAACAUCUGAUUGUGAUCGUACACAAGCAGGUGCUAUUUGCUACUAUCCAGGAAAUGAGACUGAAAAAGAGGUCAAAGCAGUUGACAAUGUUCAAUGUCCAUCCCCUGUUCUAUUUACUCCAUGGAUACCAUUUCAGAACUCUUGCUACAAUUUCAUAAUAGCAAAGACUGAAUAUAUGGCCAAACCAGAUGAAGUUCAUUCUAAAUGCCAGAAACUGAAUCCAAAAUCACAUGUUCUGAGUAUUCGAGAUGAAGAAGAGAAUAACUUUGUUCUAGAGCAACUUCUGCACUUCAAUAAUAUGGCUUCAUGGAUCACAUUAAGUAUAACUUAUGAAAAUAAUUCUCUUCUGUGGUCUGAUAAGACCAUGCUGUCAUACACGAAUUGGAGAGGAGGAAGACCAGAUAUAAAAAAUGACAAGUUUUUUGCUGGCUUGAGUAUUGAUGGCUUCUGGGAUAUUCAAACCUUCAAUGUUAUUGAAGAAAUACUUCACUAUACGCAGAACAGCAUUCUUGCUUGUAAAAUUGAAAUGGUUGACUACAAGGAAGAAUAUAACGCUACUCUGCCACAGUUUAUUCCAUAUGAAGAUGGUAUUUAUAAUGUUAUUCAAAAAAAGGUAACAUGGUACGAAGCCUUAAACAUGUGUUCUCAAAGUGGAGGUUAUUUGGCAAGUGUUCAUGACCAAAACGACCAGCUGUUUCUGGAAGACAUCGUAAAACGUGAUGGAUUUCCACUAUGGGUUGGGCUCUCAAGUCACGAUGGAAGUGAAUCAAGUUUUGAAUGGUCUGAUGGCAGUACAUUUGACUACAUCCCGUGGAAAGAUAAUCAGUCUGCUGGAAAUUGUGUUGUCUUGGAUCCAAAAGGAAUUUGGAGACAUGAAAAAUGCAAGUCUGUCAGUGAUGGUGCUAUUUGUUAUAAACCUACAAAAUCUAAAAAGGUGUCCUCUCAUACACGCUCAUCAAGAUGUCCAGCAGUAAAAGGGAAUGAGUCACAAUGGAUCCAGUACAGGGAGCACUGUUACGCAUCUGACCAGGCACUGCGCAAUUUCUCAGAAGCCAAACGGUUCUGUUCAAAACUUGAUCAUUCUGCAACUAUUGUUACCAUAGAGGAUGAAGAUGAAAAUAAGUUCGUGAGCAGACUGAUGAGGGAAAAUAAUAAUAUUACCAUGAGAGUUUGGCUUGGAUUAUCUCAAUAUUCUGCCGAUCAGUCUUGGAAUUGGCUAGAUGGAUCAAAAGUGACAUUUGUCAAAUGGGCAAAUAAAAGUAAGAGUGGUGCUGGAAAAUGUAGCAUUUUGUUGGCUUCAAAUGAAACUUGGAUAAAAGUUGAAUGUUCACAUGGCUAUGGAAGAGUUAUCUGCAAAGUUCCUCUGGGCCCUGAUUACAGAGGAAUAGCUAUCACAUUUGCUGUGCUAAGUGUCUUAGCUCUCAUCAGUGCCCUGAUUUGGUUCCUCUUCCAAAGGAACCGGUUGCACUGGGCGGGCUUCUCUUCAGUUCGAUAUGAACAAGGAAUGAAUGAAGAUGAGAUUAUGCUUCCCACUUUCCAUGACUAAAUUCUUCUAAAAGUUUGCUAAUUUGCACUAACGUGUUAGGGAAAAUGAGCCAUUUCAGUUUUUCCCAGUGUCAGUAUUUACUCUGUUCUAAAGUAGAAGUGGUAAGUACUUUUUCAGUUGUUUAAUUGCUGUGCUAGUAUCUACAGUGAAUUAUCCACAAAAUGCCAUGUUUAAAACUUUACUUAAUAGAAUAGAGAACCUUAAUAGAAUGGAAAAGAACCAAAGCUGGAACUAAAGUCCAAAUUAUUUGUGGGGUAAUAAAUUUAAUGUGCAUUUUUUCUAUAAGAAUGUAGUUAGUAACUAGAAUGUGUAUAUACGAAUGGCACAACUGCUUAAAGAUUUAAGGUUGGCAUGUUACUAGGUCACAAAUCUACCUUUUAGCUUUUAAGAAUAUUUAGCCUAGGGGCAUGGGUGUGGAGCCUACUUAAAAAAAAAAAAAUUCAGCCUAAUGUGAAAUUUGUAUCUCAAGGUAAAAACAUAACUGUAAAUAAUAUGAACAUUAUUUCAAAAUAGUCAUUUGUAGCAUUUAGGAGAAAUUAUUAAACAAUGAGAUAUGCUUACUUUUUUACACAGCCAAAUAAUGCUUUUGGCAAGAUACUUCUUAUACUGGUCCAAAGAUAUUUCAUACCAAAAUUGUUUAAAUGCAAAUAUUUUGUUUUGUCAUAGUUGUUCAUAAAACAAUGGCUUUUAAAGGAGAUUUAAUACUUAACAUUUUCCUAAAGUAUGGGAACAUUGUCUUUAGAUUGAUUUAGAUAUACUGUAGCAGUGUGGUUUUUGUCUUUUCUUAUGUACAAUAUAUAACUCUUUCCUCUUAAAGGGAACCAGCUAAGGAUACAAGUUCUUGAAAAUUUCCCAAUUUUUAUGCUUUAUAUGACAUGUCAAAUUUUGACUAAGAAAUUUGUGUUACUUUGUUCCUUUUUUUUUUUCUGUGAGCUAGAGAAUAGGGGUUUAUGAAGGAAAUUGUAUAUCUUGCAUUUGUAAAAAUGAAAAUUUUAUAGUGAAACUCUAAACCUUGUGACUACUACUAAAAUAUUUUAGAUGAUGAAUAUUUAAGGAAACACUGUUUUGUGAUUAUCACUUUAAAUUUUACCACCUAGAAUAUAUUUUUAAUAAUAGUUUCCACUGAACAUGGUGUUUUAUUCAGUGUUUAUAUUUAUACUUUAGAAUAUUUUUGUAUAAUAUUCAUAGAUUUAUUUUAAGAUUUAGAGUGUUUAUACUAUGAUAAACUUAUAAAUAAUUUUCUAAGACAGUUUUAGUAUAGACUAAAACUAUAGUACUAUUGUCUUGAAAUAUUUUUAUUGAAUUUGUUAGACUAUUCCUCUUGCCCUGUGAUCUGUACAAUUUUAGUUGUUAAAGACUUUCUUCAAAGAACUAAAUCAACUUGGUGUGAAACGUACACCUGUACCGGGUAUCUGGCUGGCUCAGUCGGAAGAGUGUGCAGCUGCUGAUCUCUUGGGGUUGUGAGUUCAAGCCCCACACUGGGUAUAGAGAUUCCUUUAAAAAUAAUAAAAUAGUAAAAUCUUUAAAAAAAGAAAAGUACAGCUAUAUAUAGUAGUGAUGCUAUAAUAAAUUUGUUUUAUUUUUUAAGUAAAAGUGUUGUUGAUCCUUGUUGAAAAAUAUAUCGCUAAGUUGGGUUUUAUUAUGUUAUACAUAUAGUAUAACAAAAAAUAAAGUGUGCAAUUGUUGUAA
Molecule: messenger RNA, 6967 nt
Organism: Ailuropoda melanoleuca (giant panda)
Lineage: Eukaryota; Metazoa; Chordata; Mammalia; Carnivora; Ursidae
Gene: LY75
Product: lymphocyte antigen 75
Exons: 35
Coding region: 110-5278 (1722 amino acids)
Source: RefSeq, a predicted model, not a curated record